GGUUUAUGAGUCAAACAAUCGAGGUUUAUGAGUCAAACAAUCCAGUCUCACAAGCCUCUGUUGCGCACCUAUAAUCGUAUAAUCUGAAAGAUUAACCAAGCAUCAAAAUAUCUCCCCUAUUUCAUCUACACACUGCGUGCUACCAACCGAUCUUCUUCCACUUCUGGUCCCCUCAGUAAACCAAUCAGCUGCGACUUUCUUGAAAACACAAUGAAAUUCAAAGGAAAUGCUUCAUGAAUGUGACCCUAACUACUGUUAUAAAUCAGCUACCACUCCAGGGAACAUUCGCACUGAUGGGAAACUGAAGCCACCGUACGUCAGCCAUCACUUCCUGUUUACGUUUGUGCGCAUGACGUCACUCGCAACAUUUCAUUCCAAAACCGAAACACUGGCCAACUUCAAUAGAAAUCGCCCAAGUGUGACUGCUUGGACCAAAUUUAUCUUAUCGUAGGGGCCCAGCAGACUCACCAGGUGGACCAGUUCCCGUCACCGGCUCUUAUCCGAGGAGAAAACGGAGCUUCCUGCGCUGGACGCUAGUAGCUAACAGUUAGCAGCAGGAACUUCACAGUGUCACAGAAUGGAGAACAAAUACAACCUCAAGAGUCCAGCGGUCAAGCGUCUGAUGAAGGAGGCUGCUGAACUGAGGGACCCCACAGAGCACUACCAUGCCCAACCACUUGAAGAUAACCUUUUUGAGUGGCACUUCUCUGUCCGUGGACCCCCCGAUUCUGAUUUUGAUGGGGGCGUUUACCACGGCCGGAUUGUGCUGCCGCCGGAGUACCCCAUGAAGCCUCCCAGCAUCAUCCUUCUAACGCCUAACGGAAGAUUCGAAGUUGGGAAGAAGAUUUGUUUGAGCAUCUCUGGCCACCAUCCAGAGACCUGGCAGCCGUCUUGGAGCAUCCGUACGGCUCUCAUCGCUAUAAUCGGGUUCAUGCCAACCAAAGGAGAGGGUGCAAUAGGAUCUCUUGAUUAUACGCCGGAGGAGAGGCGGGCGCUUGCCAAAAAGUCCCAGGACUUCUGCUGCGAGGCUUGCGACUGCUCAAUGCGCACUGCUCUGCUCCCUCUGACCCCCAACAGCAACCCCAGGCCGGAGGACCACCAGGCAAAGAAACUGGCCCUGCAAAUCAACUUCAAGGCGGUGCCGUCCAGACGGAGCUCUGAGAGUGCAGCAGCGGGAGCAAGCAGCCACCCUCCCUCUGGCUCGAAGGAAGACACUUCUGCGGGACAGCAGGCUGCAGGAGGACUCAGCCAAGACCAGGCACCGGGGGUGCAGGCAGUCCCCGCGGAGGAGACCCAGCCCGCCACGCCGGCCAACCCCAGCCGCCCCCUCAGCCCCCGGCAGCGGCGCGCCCAGCAGCAGAACCAAAGAGAGAACCGGGAGGCGGCGAGCCGACCGGAGGUCAUGGCCAGAGCUCGCCCGCGCCAGCAUCAAAGCCACGCGGGCUCCGCGGUGCUCAUCGUGGUGCUCACCAUCGCCCUCGCCGCCCUCAUCUUCCGCAGGAUCUACCUUUCCAACGAGUACAAGUUUGACUACGAGCUGUGACCCCGCCAUCUUCCACUGAACUGCGAGGUCACUCGCUGAGCGGGGGUGCUCUCAUUCCUAAAGAGGGGACGUCCCACUCGCCUUUUUUUUUUUUUUUUUUUUUUUUAAAUCAAUGUGAAGACCACUUAAGUCUCCCGCAGCUGCUUGGUCUCAGUUGAAAUGGUGGGGAAGUAAUCCUGCCUCCUCGCUGUGUCUGCAGGAGCGGAUGCCUCCUCACUUGGUCACAUUCUUAAACUCCAUUUUUAAUCUUUGUUUUAAUUAUGGCCACCACCCCUCCCCCGAAAGGAGCUCUGCAUGAUUUGUGUAAUUUAUGGUCAUUUGUUGUACAGCAGCAGCUCUGUUGUCGCCUUCAAUGUUUCCUCUGAGAAAAUAAAAUGGGGGCUUUAACCCAAAUCCUGCGCUGGCUAAGUCGUAAAAUGUAAAUGCUCCGUGAGUAAGCAGCAUACAUUUGCAUUUUAACUUUAACAUUGACCGACUUUCGAUGCUCGGUGACCCAUUCAUCAUCCAAACAAGCCCAUCCGAAACUUCCCGUUCCUCAAGUGUAGGCCCUGUUUCCCAAGUAGUGGAAGGAUAAUGGCUUCAUGGCUCUCACCUGUUGGCACUAACAUUACCAUCUGGAGCAAUUGUGAAACUAUAUUCCGUGUUGAUGUCAGGAAAGAGAAGUUUUGUGUCAAUAAGGUUUAAGCGAUUCUGACCUAAUAAAGAUCUUUGUAUGUCAGCGCCAUCUGAAAAGUGUCUGUGCAAAAGUCCCUGCGUCGCCAACUUCCCUCGCGCAGGACGGCUGUGGGGUAUAUUAUCAAUGUUAGAAUGGAAAUAAAAAAGGGGCUCAGAAGUUCAGUU
Molecule: messenger RNA, 2383 nt
Organism: Synchiropus splendidus (mandarinfish)
Lineage: Eukaryota; Metazoa; Chordata; Actinopteri; Syngnathiformes; Callionymidae
Gene: ube2j1
Product: ubiquitin-conjugating enzyme E2, J1
Exons: 10
Coding region: 578-1543 (321 amino acids)
Source: RefSeq, a predicted model, not a curated record